AUGAGGCACGCACAAGCGGUGUCGCGCAUUCUGCAUCUUGUGACUCCCGAGUAUUUUCACCGUCUUUGCUACUUGAUUGCUCGAGCUCGGCUGCUGGUCGCUGAUAGGUGCUUAGAACUUUAUCCCGGCGACAUAUCAUCAGCAAGUCCGAUCCCGACAGGUCACAUACCAAGGCCAACUCUGUCACCUGCAUUUCAGAGUUUCGAAUGUAUAAUGGCUGAUGAGCUGCAGACAUCUAUCAUUUACACUCUGCAGCAUCUGCAUGCAAACCACGUUGAUCAGCUUCCGCUUGGGCUGAUGAUGGUAAGUACCCGUCACAGCGGACUUUACACUUUCCCUAUUUCUCGCUGUUCAAAUCUAUGUGAUCCGUUUCCAGGCUCUCUCAUAAUGCAAGGUACACAGAAACAAACACAUGAGCGUCCAUAUCAUGCAUCCAAGGGUCCCACUGAUCUGGCCAUCAUUAGCAGACCCAGAUACAGAACGUCGAAAUAA
Molecule: messenger RNA, 492 nt
Organism: Aspergillus piperis CBS 112811
Lineage: Eukaryota; Fungi; Ascomycota; Eurotiomycetes; Eurotiales; Aspergillaceae
Exons: 4
Coding region: 1-492 (163 amino acids)
Source: RefSeq, a predicted model, not a curated record